AUGGAGACAAAGCCAUUGCCCACAUGCAACGAGUACGACCCGUUGGAUGCGCACCUUGAAGAGCUAGAAGAGCCCGGUACUAAUUACCUACAAGAUUUUAUCGUGUUACCUCAAAAGCAUUCGAAAUGCUCGCCCCUAAAUGGAUACACGUCUGAGGAAUCGGACUAUUCGGUAGUUACCCCAUCUGAAGAGCACUACAUGUCGUUCGUUCAGACUGCUUACACAGGCGAGCCCGUCGGCGUUGUCGACGAUCUCAGCAGUAGUGACUUGACGACUGUCUCUUCUCAACAACAUCAGCAAACGAAUGCAGGAAAAGUCAUCAAAGCAAAGACCUCCAAAUAUAGAGGGGUGACACAGACGAUAAAUGGUCUUCUUGAGCUGGACGAGAUGUCCCUUGAAGAGUUCGGCAGUGCCUUGAACGCAGGCGAUUUGGCCGAAGUGGUCAUCGUACGACCGGACGAGGAGAUAAACUCGUCAUCGCUUCUGGAUGAAGCCGUCUUGAAGGGCACCAAGAGAGUGCUUAACGCACGAAGUGGUUUGUCGAUCCUGCGGAAUCCCAUAGAUUCGUACUAUCCUUUGGUCAAGGAAUUUCAAGACGCUGUCUCCAAAGACCCGCCUUCGGUCCUACCUCCGGACCGAGGUGUGCGUCAUGAGAUCGACCUGGUUUCGGGAACCAAAUACUGCCUAACACGCUAA
Plasmopara halstedii is the source of this 696-nucleotide messenger RNA. Its product is annotated as reverse transcriptase. The transcript has 3 exons. Bases 1 to 696 code for a protein of 231 amino acids. The record is from RefSeq and is a predicted model, not a curated record. Lineage: Eukaryota; Oomycota; Peronosporomycetes; Peronosporales; Peronosporaceae.